AUGAAGUUCUCAACCCUAUCGCUCCUGGGUCUCCAGGCCGCUAGCCCAUGCAUAGCACUCCCAAGUCCAGCUUCUCGAGACCCAGUCAUUGCAAAAGCAACAGCCAAGAUAGACAUUCUUGCCUGUUCAGCUCGCAAAGACCCUGAAAGCAGCCAAGGCGUCUCGAUACCCCUCAUUCCUACCGCAGGAGCCAAGUCCCGCUUCGAUGACUUCGUCCAGGCCCUCCGCGAAGAAUGCGGAUACCGCGGCACCCAACCCUACUGGGACUGGGCCAAGACCGCCCAAACCGGUCUCUCCGCCUCUCCCAUCUUCGACGGCAGCGCGACCUCCAUGUCCGGCAACGGCGUCCACAUCCCCAACCAAGCCGACAUAGUCCUGGGCGGCGGCGAGGGCAGCGGUCUCCCGCCAGUCUACCUCCCAGCCGGCACCGGCGGCGGCUGUGUCACCUCCGGUCCCUUCAUCAACAUGACCGUCAACCUCGGCCCCAUCCAACUCGACGUACCCGGCGGCGGACCGCAAGACAUCAACCCUGCCGGCCCGUUCGCUUACAACCCACGCUGUCUCCGUCGCGAUUUGACUGAUGCCAUCAACCAGCGCUAUUCCAACGCUUCCUCUAUCAAACACCUCGUCGCCCAAGAAACCAUCGACAGCUUCCAGAUGAUCAUGCAAGGCAUCCCGGGCACAGGCGACAUCGGCGUGCACGGCGGAGGUCAUUACUCGCUAGGAGGAGAUCCCGGGCGCGACGUGAGCGUGUCACCUGGCGAUCCAGCGUUUUAUUUGCAUCAUGCCAUGAUUGAUCGGGUGUGGUGGAUGUGGCAGAUGGUGGAUGCGGAGAAGAGGGUGUAUGGCCAGAAGACGGGAGAGGCGGUGGGGGGGACGAGGACGUUCCUCAAUAUUCCUGAGAGCGAGUCGACGAUGUUGGAUAAUGUGGUGGAUUUUGGGUGUGCGGCGGGCCCGAAAAGGAAGUUGAGGGAGUUGAUGAGUGUGGUUGAGGGGCCGUUUUGUUAUGUUUAUGUGUGA
This is a messenger RNA of Sordaria macrospora k-hell, 1020 nucleotides long. RefSeq lists its product as uncharacterized. NCBI's taxonomy places the organism in Eukaryota, Fungi, Ascomycota, Sordariomycetes, Sordariales, Sordariaceae. Gene Ontology annotation, molecular function: oxidoreductase activity. The record is from RefSeq and is a predicted model, not a curated record.